This is a messenger RNA of Mesitornis unicolor (brown roatelo), 602 nucleotides long. Its product is annotated as neural cell adhesion molecule L1-like protein. The record is from RefSeq and is a predicted model, not a curated record. NCBI's taxonomy places the organism in Eukaryota, Metazoa, Chordata, Aves, Mesitornithiformes, Mesitornithidae. The annotation marks the transcript as partial. The transcript has 4 exons.
AAUUUCCCAUCCUUACGUCUGAUUUGAAGUGACGGCGAGAGGAAGCAUAAGGUAUCUCUCAUUCUGUUUGGACUCCUUGUUUAGAAGAGUGAUGGAGAUGCUAUUAAGCACAAAAGGGAUCACCAUAUGCCUAUUUUUCUUUGUACUGAGUUUGGCAGCAGCUAUUGAAAUACCAUUAUCAGUUGUGCAGCUUCCAACAAUCACGGAGCAAUCUCACACCCAGGUUGCCUACCCUUUUGAUGAGGACUUUACAAUUAAAUGUGAAGCUAGAGGAAACCCACAGCCCACCUUCAACUGGACUAAGGAUGGAAAACCAUUUGAUUUAUUAUCUGACCCAAGGAUAGUCGCAUCUAACAACUCUGGAACUUUUGUGAUUCAGAACCGUGGAAUCAUCACCAAUUUUCAAGGGAAAUAUCGUUGCUAUGCAUCCAAUAUUCUGGGAACUGCCAUGUCAGAAGAAAUUGAGCUAAUUGUUCCAAGUGUACCAAAAUUCCCAAAAGAAAAAAUUGAGCCCCUUGAUGUGGAGCAUGGUGAUUCUGUGAUUUUGCACUGUAAUCCCCCGAAAGGCAUCCCGCCUUUGCAUAUCUAUUGGAUGAAUAUUG